Messenger RNA from Paralichthys olivaceus (Japanese flounder), 2354 nucleotides. The record is from RefSeq and is a predicted model, not a curated record. Lineage: Eukaryota; Metazoa; Chordata; Actinopteri; Pleuronectiformes; Paralichthyidae.
GAUAAGCCAAGCAUCCAGCAGUUGUGUGAAACGGGGAGUUCAUCAUAAUUGCUGUUAAUAAUUACAGUUGUGAUAAGAAAAAGACUCGGCAUUUAUUGAUGGCAAAACCGUCUCGGGUCUCAGUUGAUCCAGAAGAGCCGGAGGAGUUGGAAGAGAGAGCAAACGCUUUGGAUUUAGAAACACUGUCAGAGCCACAUAGAGGAAAGAGAGCAGCGGUCAUCCAGGAGGCAGAGGCAAAAUGAUGCGACCGGGAGCCAAGCAGUAUGUGGUGGCCAGGCCUCUCUACUCGGAGGACUCCUUCAUCGAGGAGCACGAAAGGGUCCACAGACAUCGCAGGACCAUGCUGAACCACGUCAAGCAGUACUUCACGUGCAUGUUUUGUGCUGCAGGUCUCGCCUACUGUCUGCUGGCCUCUCUUCCACCCUGGUAUGGACUCUUCUCGGCCUUUUUCCCUGUCAUCAUCUACUUCUUCCUGGGCACUUCCAGGCACAUCUCAGUGGGCCCUUUCCCAGUCUUGUGUCUGAUGAUCGGCUCAGUGGUCACCAGGUUGGUCCCAGACGAGGGUCCGGCCUACAACAUCACAGGGUUUGAUGGCCUGACGAUGGACGAACAGCGAGUGCUGGUGGCUUCUUCUGUGACCUUCCUCGCCGGCAUCAUGCAGCUGGCGAUGGGCAUAAUGCAGGUGGGCUUCGUGGUCAUGUACCUGUCAGACACUCUGGUGUCCGGCUUCACCACAGCAGCUGCCAUCCACAUCCUGGUGUCCCAGCUCAAGUUUGUGCUGGGGCUGGAAGUCCGAGGCAUCAGUGGACCGCUCUCCAUCAUAUACACCCUGGAGAUCAUCUUUAACAAGAUCACCUCCACCAACGUCUGCGACGUGGUGAUCUCAUUGGUCAUCAUGGUGGUGGUGUUCAUCGUAAAGGAGCUAAAUGAAAGAUUCAAAUCCAAGCUGCCAGUGCCCAUCCCCAUUGAGGUUAUUAUGACUGUUAUUGCAUGUGGAGUUUCAUAUGCCUUCGACUUCAAGACGCGAUAUGGCAUUGAUGUUGUUGGCCAUAUACCAAAAAUAGCUGGUUUACUGUCUGCUCUCAUAGUGAUGAUUGUCACCUUGGCCAUUGGAUUCCUUCUAGAGCCCCUCCCCAAGUCUGUGCUGGGUGCUGUGGUCAUCGUCAAUCUGAAGGGCAUGCUGAUGCAGUUCAGAGAAAUCCCAUACCUGUGGAGAAGGGACAAACCAGACUGUGUGGUGUGGUUAGGUACCUGUAUUGCCUCCAUCUUGCUGGGGCUGGAUCUUGGAUUGGCUGCAGGCCUCGGUGUGGAGCUGCUCAGUGUGGUUCUCAGAGCUCAAUUCCCUCGCUGCAGUGUGCUGGCCAACAUCAGAGGAACAGAUAUCUACAAAGACAGAAAGGACUACAUCGAUAUAUAUGAGCCAGAGGGAGUGAAGAUCUUCAGGAUACCAUCACCAAUUUUCUUUGCCAACAUUGAAUUCUUCCGGAACAAGCUGGUGGAAUCUAUUGGAUUUAACCCACUGAGAGUGCUGAGAAAGAGGAAUAAAGCACUCAGGAUGAUCCGGAGGCUUUUAAAGACAGGUGACCUGCAGUGGACAUUAAAAGGACUGUAUAGCUCUUGUGGAACGAUCAAGGAAUCAGAAGAUAAGAGCACCAUGGAGGAGCUGGACCAGCCGACCGACUUCAAGGACCUUCCUGCCCGGAUCAACUGGAACGCCAAGCUUCCAGCCAACAUAAUUGUUCCGAGAGUGGACAUCCACAGCCUCAUCCUGGACUUUGCUGCGGUUUCCUUCCUGGACAUCUCUGCCCUGAAGGGGCUCAAAACUUUGCUAAAAGAGCUGAUCCGGGUUGAAGUUGAGGUCUUCAUUGUGGCUUGUGAUCCUUACAUCCUGGAGAAACUGCACCAUUGCUGCUUUUUUGAUGAUGAAGUUCAGCCAUCAAUUUUCUUCCUGACCCUGCAUGACGCCAUGCUGCACAUCCUCGAGAAACAUCCAGAGUCCGAAGAGAAGAGGUCCAACUAUGACAAGAUUAUGACGACAGUCACGGUUUCCUACCCUGGAGGCGGUUUGAGGAGCAGAGAUAGAAACGCUUUGGAUCCAGAAACCAGGUUCUAACAUCUGGAUGAGGAGAUGACAAAAUUCCAUCAAAACGACCAAAGACAAAAUUAGCGUCUGUUUUAUAGAUCAUGCUGUACAAUACGCUGAUGUGAAAUAAUAAAUUACUGCUCUUAGCUUUAUUUAUCUGACAAUCAGCAUUUACCCAGUAUAUGGUAGUUACUGUGAUGUAAAGGAAACAAAUUAAUGCUAUAUUAUUGUUUUUUUACAUUGUAAAUAGUGAUUUUGUUGGGAUUUUUAG